AUGUCUUCUUGCGCACAAUGGGCUCAGAGCGAAGAGGCCGCUCUACUUGCUCAUCACUAUCAAAUUGGAGAUCUCAUCGAACGAGGUCCACUAAGUACUGUUUACCGUGCUGUGCAUCGAACGAGCUCCAGACUGUUCACUGUGAAAAGUAUCGAUUUGCAAAAGUACACUGCCACAUCGGGACUCACAAGGGACGAUGUUGAUAAAGAAAUCGAAAUAUGCGCACAGUUGAAGCACUCUUUUUUGUGCGAAUUAAGAGAUGUAAUUGCUGGUGAAAAAGCUGUUCAUAUGGUGUUUGAGUUCUUGGAUGGUGACGACAUUUGCUUUGAGAUCGUUAAACGUGCCAGUGCUGGUUUUGUAUAUAGCGAAGCAGUUGCGAGCCACUAUAUGAAGCAGCUGAUGCAAGCGCUGCAAUACAUGCAUUCUCAGGGUAUUGUUCAUCGUGAUAUUCGGCCACAUAACGUCGUCUUGGCGAGCAAAGACAAUUCAGCACCACUAAAACUGACCGGAUUUGGUGUUGCUAUUAAACUGGAGUCACCAGAAUCGAUUAUUUCGGGAGGUCGUGUUGGAACGCCACAAUUUAUGGCUCCUGAAGUUGUGAGUAAUAUGGAGUACGGAACAAAGGCAGAUAUGUGGAGUGCGGGUGUUCUGCUUUAUAUUUUGCUUUGUGGAAGGCUUCCUUUCGUUGGUUCGCAUCGCGAAAUUUAUGAGAGUAUCACCGAAGGAAGAUAUUCGCAUCGCGGUGGCACAUGGCAAUCCAUAAGUAAUUCAGCAAAGGAUUUACUGAUUAGGUUGUUGACGGUUGAUCCACACAACAGGAUAUCUGCUGAAGAGGCGCUGGAUCAUGAAUGGAUUCGUGAAAGGGAACAUGCGGCUCCGAAACGGCAUCUUCAAAGCACCGUUGAACAAAUUCGACGGUACAAUUCAAGGAGGAAACUCAAGAGCAACAUUUUGGCUGCUGUAAAUAAUGAGAAAUGGUCAGCGAACUGGACAUCACCACAGGGAUCGAUGUGUUCUAUCUUAAGUGGAGAUACAUUACCCGGAGGGGACACAUGUGAUGCGGAUGGCUGUACCAGACGUGGUCCUGAGCAAACCGUUCCAGAUGAUUUAAUUGGUGUCGAAAGGGUAUCUUAG
This is a messenger RNA of Anisakis simplex (herring worm), 1134 nucleotides long. Lineage: Eukaryota; Metazoa; Nematoda; Chromadorea; Rhabditida; Anisakidae. The record is from the annotation of a GenBank genome assembly.